Molecule: messenger RNA, 825 nt
Organism: Penicillium lagena
Lineage: Eukaryota; Fungi; Ascomycota; Eurotiomycetes; Eurotiales; Aspergillaceae
Product: esterase/lipase family protein
Exons: 1
Coding region: 1-825 (274 amino acids)
Biological process (GO): lipid catabolic process
Molecular function (GO): lipase activity
Source: RefSeq, a predicted model, not a curated record
AUGCUCUACUCCGCCCUGGUCGCAACCCUCGUGGCCGCCGCGUCCGUCGCCGCGACCGGCAUUAACGACUUCUCCUGCCAAAGCGACUCGAACCCCGUCGUCCUGCUGCACGGCCUGGGCGCGACAUUCUACGAAGAUCUCAAUUUCUUGCAAGACUGGCUGCAGCUCCAGGGCUACUGCACCUACUCGCUCACCUACGGAGCCUACGACGGGUUCCCCUUCGUCGGUGGCCUGCAGGCCAUUAGUGAAUCCGCGCCCCAGAUUGCAUCGUAUAUCAAGGAGGUGGUCCAGAAGACCGGCAAAAGCAAGGUCAACCUGGUCGGUCACUCCGAAGGCGCAUUCCAGUCGCUGUAUGUGCCCAAGUUCGAGGGCGUGGCCGGCCUCAUCGACAAAAUUGCGGCGAUCGCGCCGCCAACACACGGUACUUCGUUCGGCGGGCUGUAUAACCUCGCCUAUGCUUUCGGGAACGCCUCGCGCGAGGCUAUUGGCGAUGUGCUGCAAGACCUUGGCUGCGCGGCCUGCAACGAUCUGGGUCCCGAUGGCCCGGCAGUUGAGCUCUUGAACAACGGACAGCCCAUUGUCCAGCCCGGCAAUCAAGUGACGAUCAUUGCGUCCAAGUUGGAUGAAAUGGUCACUCCACCCGAGACCGCCUUUGUUCAGGAAGCCGGUGUCCGUAAUGUCUGGAUCCAGACUACUUGCCCGUUCGACCCCGUCGGCCACAUUGGCGAAGCAUAUGACUUGAAUGUAUGGAACUUGGUGAAGAAUGCGCUUGAUGAUACUCCGAACCGCUCGUUUUUCUGUCUGGCUGGGUCGCCCGGGAAAUAG